ACUUCGGAAGCUCUCGCGAGAUCUUCACGAUGCUAUAUAUGUGCGCAGGGAGCCCGCGUCCUUUCCCUGGUGUGAUUCCGUCCUGCGCGGCUGUUCUGUGAACAGUAGUCGUUUAUUUCCGUCCGCCUUCUCUCCCACCCAAGUGCGAGCCACCACCCCAUGGAAGAUUCGAUGGAUAUGGACAUGAGCCCCCUGAGGCCCCAGAACUAUCUUUUCGGUUGUGAACUAAAGGCUGACAAGGAUUAUCACUUUAAAGUGGAUAAUGAUGAAAAUGAGCACCAGUUAUCUUUAAGAACGGUCAGUUUAGGAGCUGGUGCAAAGGAUGAAUUGCACAUUGUUGAAGCAGAGGCAAUGAAUUAUGAAGGCAGUCCAAUUAAAGUCACACUGGCAACUUUGAAAAUGUCUGUACAGCCAACGGUUUCCCUUGGUGGCUUUGAAAUAACACCACCUGUGGUCUUACGGUUGAAAUGUGGUUCAGGGCCUGUGCAUAUUAGUGGACAGCACUUAGUAGCUGUGGAGGAAGAUGCAGAGUCAGAAGAUGAAGAGGAAGAGGACGUGAAACUCCUUAGUAUAUCUGGAAAGCGUUCUGCCCCUGGAAGUGGUAGCAAGGUUCCUCAGAAAAAAGUAAAACUUGCUGCUGAUGAAGAUGAUGAUGAAGAUGAUGAUGAUGACGAUGAUGAUGAAGAUGAUGAUGAUGAUGAUUUUGAUGAUGAGGAAGCUGAAGAAAAGGCUCCAGUAAAGAAAUCUGUACGAGAUACUCCAGCCAAAAAUGCACAGAAAUCAAACCAGAAUGGAAAAGACUCAAAACCAUCAACACCAAGAACAAAAGGUCAAGAAUCUUUCAAAAAACAGGAAAAGACUCCCAAGACACCGAAAGGACCUAGUUCUGUAGAAGACAUUAAAGCAAAAAUGCAAGCAAGUAUAGAAAAAGGUGGUUCUCUUCCCAAAGUGGAAGCCAAGUUCAUCAAUUAUGUGAAGAAUUGCUUCCGGAUGACUGACCAAGAGGCUAUUCAAGAUCUCUGGCAGUGGAGGAAGUCUCUUUAAGAAAAUAGUUUAAACAGUUUGUUAAAAUUUUCCGUCUUAUUUCAUUUCUGUAACAGUUGAUAUCUGGCUGUCCUUUUUAUAAUGCAGAGUGAGAACUUUCCCUACCGUGUCUGAUAAAUGUUGUCCAGGUUCCAUUGCCAAGAAUGUGUUGUCCAAAAUGCCUGUUUAGUUUUUAAAGAUGGAACUCCACCCUUUGCUUGGUUUUAAGUAUGUAUGGAAUGUUAUGAUAGGACAUAGUAGUAGUGGUGGUCAGACAAAUGGAAAUGGUGGGGAGACAAAAAUAUACAUGUGAAAUAAACUCAGUAUUUUAAUAAAGUA
Mustela erminea (ermine) is the source of this 1362-nucleotide messenger RNA. It is a transcript of the gene NPM1, whose product is annotated as nucleophosmin 1. Gene Ontology annotation, cellular component: cytoplasm; centrosome; ribonucleoprotein complex. The transcript has 11 exons. Gene Ontology annotation, molecular function: histone binding; RNA binding; chromatin binding. The record is from RefSeq and is a predicted model, not a curated record. Bases 160 to 1044 code for a protein of 294 amino acids. Gene Ontology annotation, biological process: ribosomal small subunit export from nucleus; ribosomal small subunit biogenesis; chromatin remodeling. Lineage: Eukaryota; Metazoa; Chordata; Mammalia; Carnivora; Mustelidae.